Messenger RNA from Drosophila bipectinata, 2547 nucleotides. The record is from RefSeq and is a predicted model, not a curated record. Lineage: Eukaryota; Metazoa; Arthropoda; Insecta; Diptera; Drosophilidae.
ACUUUUGGUAUCGCUUACCCGAAACACCCUGUAAUCUCACGCUUGAUAAAUUAAUAAUACAUUUAAUAGAGCAUGAGCUAUUGUUUAAGUUUUACACAUAAUUUUAAAGUUUUAAUUUGGAAUUUCGUGGCUUAAUAUAAAAAAUGUGAUAACUCUUGAAAUGCAGUAACAAAAACUUGUUCGGUUGAACCUGAAUACAUUUAACUUAUUGACUUAAACAUACCCAUAUGCACAUACAUAUGUAUUAAACAGUAGGCCCAUAUAUUCGUGUGCUGCUGAUAGUGUAAAUGUGUAAAAUUUUGUCAAGAAAGUGUGUCUACAAUAUAAAACAAAAGGAAAAAAAAAACAAGCAAAAAAAAAAAGAAAAACGGUUGCCAAAUCAUGUCGCUAUGUUAAGUAAUUUCGAUAUUCAGUGUUUCUAAUUAGGAUUUGAUUGAUUAAGAAUCAGAAGUUCACGCAGCAGCCAAUUUAAUUGUUGAAAUUCCGUGCAUUGACUUCUAUAUACAUUUUUUUUUUUGGCAAGUGCAACUGUGCGGCAACCUAAACUGAAUGUAUUAUGCCAAGUGGAAAAUCAUUAUUUUGUUUAUCAUUGAUAAAUAUGCCGAUACAUACUUAUACAUACAGAAAUGUGUCAAUCAAUCCAACUCAUGAAAUAUUCUUUCUAUAAAAACACCUAAAGUUGGAGAAACUAAAGGCACCAGGCAUAUAACCAUCAAACGAUAAUGGAUUCUUAUAGUAACAUAAGCACUAAAAUGGAUUAAACAAUAGACGUACACGGAUUUCUGAAUAAGCUUGAAUGGAUGAAACUAAAAUAAUUUUAAAAAGACAAGUCUUUUAACUGUAAAAAAUAUGGCAAACACCAUUUCACUAAUGUCUAACGUGAUACGCAAUGUAGUGAGCAAAAAACGUAUACGAUACAUAGAAAAAGGAUACAACUUGGAUCUUACGUAUAUUUACGAUAACAUAAUUGCCAUGGGCUAUCCAGCUCCAGAUAAAAUAGAGGGAAUCUGGAGAAACCGUCUAGAAGAUGUCUAUAAGUUUUUGGAAGAAAAUCAUGGCCAACAUUACAAAAUAUACAAUCUAUGCUUAGAACGAAAAUAUGACAUCAGUAAAUUUAAUGGGAGAGUGGCCUCUUUUCUUUUCGAAGACCAUAACCCGCCAACGAUUGAGUUAAUGCAACGAUUUUGCAAGGAUGUUGAUUUGUGGCUUAAAGCAGACCCCUCAAACGUCGUAGCUGUGCAUUGUAAAGCUGGAAAAGGCAGAACCGGUACCAUGAUUUGCGCAUAUUUACUGUACAGUGGACGACAAAAAUCUGCUGAUGAGGCAUUAGCCUGUUAUGAUGAGAAACGUACAAAGGAUCGAAAGGGAGUGACAAUCCCAUCUCAGCGUCGAUAUGUUCAGUAUUUUUUCAAACUAGUUUGUUCAAGUGUUCCAUAUUCGAAAAUAAGCCUUAACGUCUGUGAAAUACGAUUCUCGGAGUCCAGUUAUCUGCAAAAUUUAGGCCCGUUGGAGUGUUCAGUAUCCGAAUUACACGACUCCGCAACAGAAAAUGUUCAGCCACAUAGACUGAAAACCUGGCAGAUUGAUUUUCAGAAAUCAUUUGUAUUGUCGUUGUCAUUGGAAGUUGCUGGAGACGUUAAAUUUGAACUUGCACAGCCACAGAAGAAUUCGCGGAAAAUAAUCUGUCAUUUUUGGCUCAAUACAUAUUUUGUCAAAAAUUAUUCACUUUGUGAAUCCGAUGGAAGGGUAAAUAAAUAUACGCAAGUCUUGAAUAAAUCGGAGAUCGAUGAUGUACAUAAAGAAAGAGAACAUAAAUUUUCAGAGGAUUUCAAGAUUACAAUCUCAUUUGAGGCAGUAAAUUGUUGCAAUGAUGUUCAAGCUGAAGCUUCUAAAAAAGAAAAAAAUGACGUUUUAAAUUUUGAAAGAAAUGAAUAUGACAGUGUAUCAUCAAACCGUUUUCUUGAAAAAAAUGUCUUAACUGCGAUCGUCAAUGAUAACACAUCGAAAAGUCAAACAAUAGAACCCCUGGAUCAUAAGGAUAUAGUUACUAAAAUUCAAAACGACACAUCAACCAAUUCAAAAAAUACUUCGACAGCGUCUAAACGCAAACAGCCUAAUAGUAAACCUCUUUUAUCAAGCUUGAAUGAUUCCACAAAAGAGGAAAUAAAAAAAAAUCAUAUAUUUAAUCAACCGUCCAUUAAAAACACUGAUUUAAUCACAUGGCAGAAUAGUGAAGUUCAUAUCACCUCUGACACUCGAAGUAUAAAUGAAAAUAAAAACAUCAAUUACAAUUCAUACAUCACAUGUAAACAAUCCUCCCCAAAAUUCAACUGUGGUACCGAAGAAGGCGAGGAAGAUUGGGAAUCCGGUGAAUCAACAUACCUGUAAUCAAUGCUUACGGACUUAUAAUUCUUGGUGAUUUAGCAAAGUAAUUAAAAUUGCUAAGUAAUUGGCUAAUCUAUUCGAAUUUGUAAAUAUACUGUAUGAUAUUUAUUUAAGUAGUUUUAAAAAUUAUUUUAAAUAAACUCAUGUACAUUUUGUAUUGUA